This is a messenger RNA of Lethenteron reissneri (Far Eastern brook lamprey), 1548 nucleotides long. RefSeq names its product neurofascin-like. The record is from RefSeq and is a predicted model, not a curated record. Gene Ontology annotation, cellular component: axon; plasma membrane. NCBI's taxonomy places the organism in Eukaryota, Metazoa, Chordata, Hyperoartia, Petromyzontiformes, Petromyzontidae. Gene Ontology annotation, biological process: cell-cell adhesion; brain development; axon guidance. Gene Ontology annotation, molecular function: cell-cell adhesion mediator activity.
AUGGAGUGUGAGGCUCAUGGCAACCCAACGCCCAAGUUUCGGUGGAGUAAGGACGGCCGGCGCUUUGACCCGAACGGCGACCCUAACGUGAAGCGGCGUGGAGAUGGCUCGGGCACCUUCACCGUGGACAUGGCGGCGGUGGUGGCGGCGUCCGCGGAGUCCGACAGCGAAGCCGCAGAGGCCUACGAGGGCGUCUACCGCUGCUCAGCGGAGAACCAGGACGGCACAACGCUAACCCCAAACAUCACCGUGCGGCUGGCGCGUGCUCCCCUGUGGCCCCGUGAACAGCUGGAACCCGUCAUGGCCACCGAGGGCCUGCCGGCCGUGCUGCGCUGCCGCCCUCCCCAAGGCUUUCCUCCUCCCAUCGUCUUCUGGAUGGACGGCUCCAUUGAGAGAGUGCAGCUGAAUGGGCGAGUAUCCCAGGGCCUGGACGGGGACUUGUUCUUCGCCAACGUGCUGCUGAGUGACGGGGACGACUACGUGUGCUACGCUCACUUCCCGCACGCGGGGACCAUCCAGAAGCAGCCGCUCACACUGACGGUCCAACCCAACCCAAAGAGUACCGCGAGUCGUCCGCUGAUUGUGGAGCCUGCGGGUGACACGAGCAGCAAGCUGGUGCUUCGGGGAGACGCACUGCUGCUGGUGUGCAUCGUACAAGGGCUCCCCACACCGCGGGUGAGCUGGGUCAAGGUGAGCGGGGAGCUCCCACAAGACCACGUCACCUUCGGCGACUUCAACCGGAUGCUGGUGAUUCGGCACGCAUCGUUGGGCGACGCCGGUGUCUACCAGUGCCGUGCCGGCAACAGCGAGGGCCAAGCUCUGCACACCGUCACCGUCACCGUGGAAGCCAAGCCUUACUGGAUCGCUCCGGGGCGAGUGAAGCAUGUCUACGCCCCGUGGGACUCCGUGAAGCUCGCGUGCCUCGCCAACGGAAUCCCUAAACCGGUCGCCCGAUGGUUCAUCAACGGCGUCCCGAUCGACGAGGCCCCCGCUGUGCCCUGGCGAAGCGUGGACGGCGACUUCCUGACGCUCAGGGGGCUGCACAAGGGAUACACCGCCAUGUACCAGUGUGAAAGCUCCAACCGGCACGGCACCAUCCUAGCCAACGUCAUCGUUCAAGUGCUGGGUAAACCGCUCCCCACAGUCGCUGGCAGCAGCUCGGAGCCGGGAGCGGUGCCACGCGGUGAGCUGGCGUGGCCCAGCACCACGCCGGACGGCAGCAGCAGUGGCCUCUGGGGCGCCACCACCACCACCACUGCCGCCACCAAUGCCGCCACCACCACCGCCCACACCACCACCACUGCCACCACCAAUGCCGCCACCACUGCCGCCACCACCACCGCCCACACCACAACCACUGCCGCCACCACCACCACCGACACCACCACCACUGCCGAAACCACCACUGCUCAGCCUCGGAGGUGUCCCGCGAUUGUGCUCGCAUCGGGGUCGGAAGGGCUGCAGGGCUCGGAGUUCCCGCAGUCCUGGCAGGCACCCCCCGAGCAGAGCCCCUCGUCCCCUGCAGUGUCACGGCCGGUCUGUCUGUAA